CAGUGGUAUAUUGGCAAAAUACCACAAACCCCUGAGGUGCCUUAUUGCUAUUAUAAACUGGUUACCAGCCUAAUUACAGCAGUAAAAAUAAACGUUUGGUCAUACCAGUGGUACACGGUCUUAUACACAACAGCUUUCUGAAAAUCAGCAUUUAGGGCUCAAGGAUGGGAGCACAAUAAUAGGUCUACACAAUAGGCUGUCGCUGAUUCUUUAAGCCAUACUGGGAAUCCCCCUUGGAGGGUCCCCAUCAUAGGUUGUGGAAAGCACACGAGCAAUGGUGGUGGGACAAAACACAGUAAGCGGAAGGUAUUGUGAAUCUGAAUUCACGUCCGGAUUUCACGAAGUCGGCGGGGACAUCGCUGGAUUUCAACCAAGGCUAGAACUGUCACUUUCACUAGAGCAUACGUUUGGCUUCUUGAUCUGUGAUAGGCCGGUAUUGCUGUUGGGAAGAUCCGCUGGUAUGAGCUAACAUGGAAACCAAACCAUUCCUUUCUUUUGGCUUCCUCAAGAGCCAGUGCUCGGUAGCCCCACCUCCUCAGCGAUGGUGCCCGGGGGAGACGGGCGGCUCGCCCACAGCAUGCUUGUGCUUCACAGGCAUUUGCCCACUUCACCAGCACAGAAGACCCACAGAUUCCUCCGGUCAGCUGUCCUCACCAUCGCUCCGCUCACACCACGCCCAUAGGGGAAUGGGUGCUCACCGAUUGCACCCAUCUCUGCUCAUCCCAUCGUCUGUGAGCUCCUCAGGACCUCCACACUCACCCAUCUGCACCGUGAGCUCGCCCAUCACCAGCUUGGCUUUGCCCUUUUCUGUCAGCAGCCGUCCAGCGGGACACCACUCUACCUCCUCCAGCAUGGGCUUCAGCCCGCAGCUCAGCUUCCCAGUGAUCCCCAGUAGCAGCAUCAUUAUCAGCACAGAGGACAUCAAACCCCCACUGGGCCAAAACAGAGUGCUAAAGGUUCCUGCUCAGCCCACAUGCACCUGUCUCUCCUUUAACAAACACAUCUGUGCCAUCUGUGGAGACCGCGCCUCAGGUAAACACUAUGGAGUAUAUAGCUGUGAAGGUUGCAAGGGCUUCUUCAAGAGAACAGUGAGGAAAGAGCUGACGUAUACCUGUCGAGACAACAAGGACUGUCUGAUUGACAAGCGCCAACGCAACCGGUGUCAGUACUGCCGCUACCAGAAGUGUCUGGCCAUGGGCAUGAAGAGAGAAGCUGUGCAGGACGAGCGCCAGAGAGCCAAGGAGAGGCGCGAGAGUGAGGCGGACUCGUUAGGUUGUGCUAAUGAAGACAUGCCUGUGGAGAGGAUAGAGGAGGCGGAGCUCGCUGUGGAGCUAAAGACCAAGACAUGCAUCAAGGGGAGCCUGGGCGUGCCCACCAACUCACCCAACGACCCUGUGACCAAUAUAUGCCAGGCAACAGACAAGCAGCUCUUUAACUUGGUGGAGUGGGCCAAGAUGAUCCCCCACUUCUCAGAGCUGGUCCUGGACGACCAGGUCAUCCUCCUAAGAGCAGGGUGGAAUGAGCUCCUCAUAGCUUCUUUCUCCCAUCGCUCCAUCACUGUGAACGACAGCAUUCUGCUGGCAAACGGACUCCAACUGCACCGCAACAGCGCCCACAGUGCAGGGGUGGGGUCCAUCUUUGACAGAGUGCUGACUGAGCUUGUGUCGAAAAUGCGAGACAUGCAGAUGGACAAGUCUGAGUUAGGGUGCCUUCGAGCCAUCGUUCUCUUCAACCCAGACUCAAAAGGCUUGUCAAACCCAGGGGAGGUUGAGGCUCUCAGAGAAGGGGUGUAUGCUUCACUGGAGGCAUACUGUAAAUACAAAUACCCCGGCCAACCAGGAAGAUUUGCCAAACUGUUACUUCGAUUGCCAGCCCUACGUUCCAUUGGCCUCAGGUUUCUGGAGCACCGGUUCUUCUUCAAACUGAUAGGGGAUACACCCGUUGACACAUUCCUCGCGGAAAUGUUGGAAGCUCCACGCCAAAUGACGAAACAGCACUGCAGUUGAAGACGGUCUGUCCAAUACUUGCAUCAAAACGGAGAGAACUGGUAAUUUGCCUGAUUGACAGACUGUAAGUUUGAACACAAGAACUAGUGGACAGCAAACCUAUGGCUUUGUUUAAUGUACAGUAUAUGUAUUUAUCAUAGUUUUGUGUCAAAGUGAAAUGUCUUGAAGGGCCAGAGUCUGCCACAAACCAAAGCAUGAGACCUUUUUCACAAUGAAUUAUAAUGUCUUCUCGCUUCAGAUUCAACACUGAACAUUGUCAUAACAGAUCAAGACUCCGUGCCACAAACCAGCGACCUCAUCAUCCUCCUGCCUUAGACAGGUCUACCUCUUGUAGUCAUUCUCAUAUUCUGUGAUAAUAACAACAUGGUCCGGCCAAACUCGUUGUCUAGGAUGAUCUCCUGUUAUACAUGUCUUCUCCUCCUUAAUGAAAAUGUUCUCAUGUGACUAUAUAUGGCAGACGAGGGUAAUGCAUAUUUAACUGGAACCCCUUGACAGGGAUAAUGGUUCAGGUGACUUCAGCUCAAGACCAAGGGUAGUUUUUCUACUCCAAGAGCUUAACUUUGUCAAGCAGAGAAUGGCUCCAGUCAGUAGCUCACUGUGAGGACAGAGGAGGCUGAUAGGAGGAGCUAUAGGAGGACGGGCUCAUUGUAAUGGCUGGAAUGGAAUAAAUGGAACGGUAUCAAACACAUCAACCAUAUGGAAACCUCACGUUUGACUCCGUUCCAUUUAUUUCAUCUAUUAUAAUGAGCCCAUCCUCCUAUAGCUCAUCUCACCAUCCUCCACUGUAUGACUAGCAUGCAACUGUAGUGGGGAGGAUCAAUAAGGUCUUCACUAAUGAUAAUUCACAUAUCAACAUGUAGUGCUCAUUUCUGUAUUGCUAUGGGGUUUUUAUGCUGCUGCUGUUUGCUUUGUGUUGGUAUGUCCAAAGAGGAGCAGUGGUAAACAUCUUCCAAUGUAUAGAAUGAUGCAUCGGUGUGUAGGUCAGUGUUUCCCAACACCAGUCCACGAGUACCCCCAACAGCAAACAUUUUUGUUGUAGGCCCAGACAAACUCACCUGAUUCAACUCAUUGAUGGCCUGAUGAUUAGUUGACAAGUAGGUGUGCUUGUUUGGGGCAACAAGAGGGUUUACUGGUGGGGGUACUGGAGGAAUGGAGUAGGGAACCCCUGGUGUAGGGGACUGUCUGUAAGUGACUCUCUGUAGUAUCUGAUAGAUAUAAUGCACACAUAAGGUCUCUGAUGCCAACUGGUGCAUCACACAAAAGUAAUGCAACUGCCCAAGUACAUUAGGACAUGAGAAGAGAGCAGUGUUGUAAUUACUCAUUGCUACAAUGUGUUACAAUGUUACUUACAGCAGUAAUCCUAUCCAUAACUCCUAAACCUAACCAAUCCUAUCGUACGCUAUUCAAGUGUAAUACUGGGUAAGUGCAAUACAUGUUACACUGUAAUACCAGGAGUAAUUAGACUGUGAUAAGGGCACUGUAAUUUAAAUUCUAACCCACAUUUCCCAGACCAUGCAUAACAGAAGACAUGCAAGAGAAUAAUGAUUGAGGAGAUCAAAAGAUGGCAGAGAAUUUUAAAGAAUUGUUUCAGUCAGAAGUACAAUAUUCAGGUUGAGCAGCUAGGAAUAUUUUUGGAACCUCAUAUGUAUUUUAAUUGUAUUUAUUUGAACCUUUAUUUGAUCAGGGAGUCACGCUGAGACCAAGAGCCCUGAAUAACAGAAAUGACAGAAAUUCAAGCAGAAAGAAAAUACAGUUAUAACAAACAGUUCAUUUAGAAAUGAAAUAACCACAAAUCAAUGAACAAUAGUAGCAAACAUAGCCUGCAUCUCGUUCAACCACCUUUUUUUAAGCAGAUCUAUUAGUUCGUAUUUUAGCGGCAUCAUUGCUUACUGAGCCACUCAGGACUAGUGUAUUUUAGGAUGAACAAUAAUCUUGUUUUUUGUUUUUCCUCAUUUAAAACAUGGCAACAUGUCGUUUAAAGGGGAAAUCUACAUUCAUCUUUGGUAUUUAAAAAUAAUUAUAUAUAGACAUUGAAUUUUGAAGAAUAUGGGUUAUAAAUGUCUCAUGAGCUACGUUCAACUGUCUUACUCCACCAAACUGGUGUUCACUGGGAAGUAAACCAAGAACAAAUGUAGUACACUGUCUUUAUUUGACGUGUUCUGUUUAGAGAGCAUGUUGUCUUACCUGAGCAGAAAACUCUCUGCAGCCCUGGCUCCAUUUACACAUGCUGCUCCAGGCCAGACCAUGCUCCAGGCCAAACCAUGCUCCAGGCCAGACCAUGCUCCAGGCCAGACCAUGCUCCAGGCCAGACCAUGCUCCAGGCCAGACCAUGCUCCAGGCCAGACCAUGCUCCAGGCCAGACCAUGCUCCAGGCCAGACCAUGCUCCAGGCCAGACCAUGCUCUAGGCCAGUUAUAGCUGAUGUCACAUUUUGCAAUGCACCCAUGCACCAAUUCAACCCAAUGAACCCAUGAUGUCGAUUCCCCAAUUAUGUAUAGUUUUAAAUCAUGUGUUUGCCAUGUCUUGUACAACUUGUUCGUUUUGAUAAUGUAAUACAAAUAUUAAUAGUGUUAGCUAUAAAGGUGGCAAGGUGUGUAUACACGCUUCUGAUGUUCUUCUCUAUAGGAAGUUUAUCAUCAGCUUGUACUUCACUGUUACUUAUUAAAGGCCUGGAAGCUUUUCAACAGUAAAACAUUUCUUAUGAUACUUAUUUAAACAGAGGACCCAAUCAUGUGUAGGGUACAGCCUCUGUCAGCACAGUGUCUAGGGUACACUGCUUAAAUAAGUAUCAUAAGAAAUGUUUUACUAUUGAAAAGCUAUAUGCCAACUAUGUGUAAUAUGCUACGCGUAUGUGUGAUGCAGAGGGCAAUAUGUAGACUGUUAUGUUACAUGCAUACCUCUAGAGGGAGACAUUGCUUUUUUACAAAGUGGCAUUGACAAAACUUGUAUAGGAGGAGCAUAGUGAAUUGGGGGAUAUCACAGUCAAUACAGCCAAAGACGUGGCACAUUUUUAAUAAGGCAUAUCCUGUUUUUCUGAAAGCUCAAAGCACUAAUAACUCUACCCCUAAUUAUUACUGAUUGAAUGUGACAUUAAUAUUUCAGCAAAACUCCUUAAAAAUGUUUUUGCUGAUCAUAAGUUACUGGUGUUGACAGUCCAAUAAGCAGUUAUGCCAGUUCUGGUAGUCUGGAUUGAAUUUAGAGGUAAUGUUGAACAUGGCUCAGUCUCACUCAGGUUGAAGUGAUGUGUGUUGACAUGACUAAUCAUAUCCAUGGGAGUAUUUGUCUCCGUUGCCCAAAGAAAAAGGUGAUUAGUGUUAUUUUUAAGUUGAUAAGGCUGUUAUGAAAUGGUGAUUGGGGAAGAGGCAAAGCAUCUUUGCCGAACAAUUUUGUCAAAGAAACCUAACUGUGACUUUGGUCAGCUCACUUAAUAUGACUGAGAAUGUUUAGCCGGAGUACAUCUCAAAGUCAUGAAUUUUGUUUGAGAGGAUAACUAAAGACAUUUGCUCACAUUUCUAGUACAGUAGGUUGUGUAGUUCUUCUGUUUUAACCCUAACCACAAGCAUACAGAGGAAAUACCGAGAUGUAACCCCUGAGGAUGUUGUGUCCUAGAAGUUAAGAGUUAAGAGUUCAUUUCAUAAUUUUGGUGAGUGAAUGACAGCACUGACGUUGCCACAAUUUCGGACAAUUUGAAUGAUGUUUGCAGCAGCUUCCUGAAACGAUGCAUAAGAAAGAUUGACAGGUUGUGUUGACAGGACGUUUUUCAAAAUGUCAACCUGGCCGGUCCUAUUUCUGGAGUUUAUGCUGGGCAUAUUGUCUCAUGCCUCAUCGGCCGCCAUCUCUCUGGUCUCGUUGAUGUCCUCAUAGAGAGUUGGGCUGCGAUGUCUCUUUGAAUUAAGAGGAGCUAUAGGGAGCCCCUAACUAAUGUGCCAGUCUUUGUCAAGUUUCCUCAGUCCUCACAGCUGUUUUCCCCCUCAGAGCAUCUUCACUAACAAAACAUCAUAGCCCAGGGUAAAGAGACGAAUGUCUGAUGUAUCUCUGCCGGGAUCCCCGGCUCUCUUGACAUCCAGUCCCUCCUACAAUUAUCUGCUAAUUGACAGGCCCUAUCAGCCUGCUGGUGGCCACAGCUGACAAGUGUGAGAAGGCUGAGGUGAGGUGGUGGGGAAAUGCCAGUCAUUGCAGGAUUAUCAGCGCAAAGGCCAACGACAUAGCAGUAAUCUGACCUGGCUGUAGCUAGCUGGUGGGACUCUCUUUCUGGUGCAGCAGAUCUCACACACACACACACACACACACACACACACACACACACACACACACACACACACACACACACACACACACACACACACACACACACACACACACACACACACACACACACACACACACACACACACACACACACACACACUUGUUGCUUCUUCUUUCUCUACCUCCACUGUCUGAUGAUUUCAUACUCCACAAUGACAUUUUGUGAUUAAUUAAGAUAGGUGUGAGAUUGGCUGAAGACCGAUACCCCCUCGCCUUAUUGCCCCCAUAACAUGUCUGGGAAAUACAGUCACCCUAUGCCCCACAAUACCCACUGUACACACACACACACACACACACACACACACACACACACACACACACACACACACACACACACACACACACACACACACACACACACACACACACACACACACACACACACACACACACACACACACACUUCAGGUCCCAUGGCUGUUGACUGUUCAGCCAGUGUGCCUGAGGCCUGCCUGCCUGCCUGUCCUGUCUGAAUCCUUCUCAGCAUGGUUAAGUUCAGCCUCAGUGUUCACGCGCUCUAUGAACUAAAAAGAGACGUCUGGCUAAGCCCAGACUGACCAUGCUGCUCUUUGCCUUCCUUUCUCCUGCCUCUGUACAGGUAAGGAGAGUGUUGGGUAAACGGACGUCAUAUCAAGAUACAUUAGGUUAUGAUGACAUUAUUAUAUUGACCAACAGUUUCUAUUUGACUGUACAAUUCAAAACAAGUAGUUUCUUGUAGCACUUGAACUCUUGUUGAAAUGGACACUGAGAAUAGGCCUUGAUACUGAGAUGAUUACAGUUUACAGAUGAUUCCAAACCAUUUUUGUCUGCCAUUAUAAAUCAGCUUUAGAUGAUCAUCUUGUGUAAGUCUUGAUUAAACUUUUUCCUUUUAACAAUCUCA
Molecule: messenger RNA, 7193 nt
Organism: Oncorhynchus gorbuscha (pink salmon)
Lineage: Eukaryota; Metazoa; Chordata; Actinopteri; Salmoniformes; Salmonidae
Product: retinoic acid receptor RXR-alpha-B-like
Exons: 11
Coding region: 471-2006 (511 amino acids)
Biological process (GO): anatomical structure development; retinoic acid receptor signaling pathway; positive regulation of transcription by RNA polymerase II
Cellular component (GO): RNA polymerase II transcription regulator complex; nucleus
Molecular function (GO): nuclear receptor activity; retinoic acid-responsive element binding; nuclear steroid receptor activity
Source: RefSeq, a predicted model, not a curated record